AUGUCCUCUCCUUCCCUCCCCAUGCCCUCUCUCCCCCCCAGCCCUCUGGCCAUGGAGUACCUAAAUGAUUUUGACCUCCUCAAGUUUGAGGUAAAACCUGACACCCCUCCACUCCCUCCUCCAUGUGCGUAUCCCAAAUCUGGCCUCUCCCACGACCCCUCCAGCUCUCCAUACACCAGCCAUCCUCCGCAGGACUCCAGUUUAAGCUCCAGUCCUUACAACUCGCUGCCACCCUCACCGACGCUUAGCGACGCCCACCCGCCCCCUUCGGGCUCCUCAUCCCUCUCUUCGUCAUCCUCCUCCAUCUCCUUCCCCCUCUCCAUCUCCAACAGCUUCACCUCCUCAGGCAUCAGCUCGGGCUCUCAGGGGAACGUGGAAGGCAGCCCGGCCCACAGCGGGCCUCAGGGUCCCACCCCGGCGUCGCUGGAGGAUCUGAUCUGGCUGGCAGCACUGCAGCAACAGUUUGGAGGAGAGGUGACGGGGCCCGCCACUUUGCUUGGAGCCUUGGGAGGAGUGCCAGAGCGAGGGGACAGAGAGAGGGGCCAGGUGAAUGGCUUUCUGGGCUGUGAGGAUGCUGUGGAGGCUUUACUGAACUCAGCUGCUGCAGCUGUCAGCUCACAGUUUCCAGGUCUUUCUCAGAGUUCAAGCAGCAACCUGGGAGACUCAAGCAGCGACAGCGGAGGCGACAUCUCCUGCGCCAAAGGGACAGACAUGUGCCAUCGUCCGCUGGUCUUCCUCUCAUCGGCCCCUCCCUCGCUCCCCAACGCCGCCCCUGCCUCAGCUCCCUACCCGCAAGCCCUCAGCCCCCAGGGCCGCCUUCAUCACCACCAGCAUCACCAUCAUCAGCACCACCCGCACCACCCCAUGCAUGGCAGCCAUCACCAUCAUCACCACCCACAAAUGAAUCAGUGCGGGGCCAAUGAGCGCUUCUCUGAUGAGCAGCUGGUGAGCCUGUCGGUGCGGGAGCUGAACCGGCACCUGCGUGGAGUGAGCAAGGAUGAGGUGGUGCGCUUGAAGCAGAAGCGACGCACGCUAAAGAACCGCGGCUAUGCCCAGUCCUGCCGCUACAAGCGCUUACAGCACCGCCACGCUCUGGAGUCAGAGAAACAUGUGCUCACACAACAGCUGGAACAACUACAGUGCGAGCUGACUCGAGUGCUGAGGGAGAGAGACGCCUACAAGUCCCGCUACGAGAAGCUCCUCAGCACGAACCACGGCAUCGGCGGCGACGCCCCACCGACCCGCAACAGCAACCCACCUUCCCCACCCCCUGACUACUUCCUCUGA
Messenger RNA from Micropterus dolomieu (smallmouth bass), 1287 nucleotides. It is a transcript of the gene nrl, whose product is annotated as neural retina leucine zipper. Gene Ontology annotation, cellular component: nucleus. The transcript is spliced from 4 exons. Bases 1 to 1287 code for a protein of 428 amino acids. Gene Ontology annotation, molecular function: DNA-binding transcription factor activity, RNA polymerase II-specific; RNA polymerase II cis-regulatory region sequence-specific DNA binding. The record is from RefSeq and is a predicted model, not a curated record. Gene Ontology annotation, biological process: regulation of transcription by RNA polymerase II. NCBI's taxonomy places the organism in Eukaryota, Metazoa, Chordata, Actinopteri, Centrarchiformes, Centrarchidae.